CCCUUGCUUAAGUAAGGCAACGCAACCCUCCCUCACCCUCCUACCCCUUUCUUUCUCUCUCCCUCCACCUCCCCUCUCCUUGCUUUCUCUCCCCCACGCGUCCCGUCCCGUCCCUUCCCUCCUCUCUCUUCCCUUUCUCUCUCCUACCGUCGUUAACCUGCCGUUACACCACCCGCCUCACGCCGUCACGUCAACUUCCGCCACAAAAGCACACGCGGCCCUGCCCUGUCCCAGCCAUGUCCACCGCCGGCGACCCCGCCGGCGCAGCAGCAGCUGCUGCUGCCGCAGCGGCGGCGGCCACCCCGUCGGGUCGCGCGCCGAGGCUGCCGCGGUGGACCCGGCAGGAGAUACUGGUGCUCAUCGAGGGCAAGCGCAUGGUGGAGGGCCGCGGCGGGCGCGGCGGGAGGGGCCGCGUGGCGGCGGCGGCCGCGGCGGCGUCGGGGUCGGGGGAGGCCUCGGCCUCGGCGUCGGCGGCGCUGGAGCCCAAGUGGGCCGCGGUGGCGGAGUACUGCCGGCGCCACGGCGUCGAGCGGGGCCCCGUGCAGUGCCGGAAGCGCUGGAGCAACCUCGCCGGAGACUACAAGAAGAUCAAGGAGUGGGAACGGGCCGCGGCGGCCUCGCGCGAGCCGUCCUUCUGGGCUAUGCGCAACGACGCGCGCAGGGAGCGACGCCUCCCGGGCUUCUUCGACCGCGAGGUGUACGACAUACUCGAGGGCCGGGGCCGGGCCAUCCUCGACGACCGCUCCGCCCGGAAUGCCGCGGCGGAGGAGCUGGUGUUGGUGCGCGUCGAGGAGGGCAAGGAGGCGGAGGUCCCGGAGGCUGUCUUUGACAGUGGCCGCCCGGCCACCGAGGAGGCCUUGUUCUCGGAGGAUGAGGAGGAGGAAGAAGAGGACGCGCCGGCGGUGGCCCCUCCUCCCCCUCCACCACCGGUCAUCGCCGUGCCUGUAUCUGAGAAGCCCGAGGCAUCAAGGCAACAACAGAGCGCCGAGCAAGGAACAACGAAAGACACACAGCCUGAGCAAAGCUCUGAGAGGGAUGCACCGGCUCAGCAGGGCGGACAGAAGAGACCGCGGACCGACGAAGGGGCUGGAGAAGGCACAGCAGACCUGCAGAGCAAGCUGAUCGAGAUCCUAGACCGGAACAGCCGGUUGGUGGCUGCACAGUUGGAGGCGCAGAACCAAAACUGCGAGCUCGACAGGGAGCAGAGGAAAGACCAAGCUAACAGCCUAGUUCUCGUGCUCGGCAGGCUGGCGGAUGCCCUUGGCAGGAUCGCCGAUAAGCUAUAGUCAGUCAGUCACCUAGGUGUAUAUGUGGACAGAAAUAAUUACAGCAGGAAGAAGAUGACAUUUGUAAGUGAAUGUACAGAUUGGUAUAGGGCUAUUGCCAUUCGAUUCUUUUUUGGGCCGGCUCUGGAAAUUCUGUAUUUGGGGGAGGGGGGGUGUUAUAUAGGGAAGUCAGUUCAUAGCACUCAAAUGAUGUGUGGACUACCAGAAUUCAGUUGUGUGGCUGCGGUGGAUUCUGGGGCUGUGUUAUAUAGGGAGGCGAGUAAUUAUUCUCAGCAAUGCAAUUGUGUAUAGUUGACCUUUUUGUGAUGGCUGUGCAUGUGCGCGCGUGAUACUGUGAUGUGUACUCGAAAUCGAAAACAAAAGUUAUUUUUCA
This is a messenger RNA of Sorghum bicolor (sorghum), 1659 nucleotides long. RefSeq names its product trihelix transcription factor ASR3. Lineage: Eukaryota; Viridiplantae; Streptophyta; Magnoliopsida; Poales; Poaceae. Bases 237 to 1286 code for a protein of 349 amino acids. The transcript is spliced from 3 exons. The record is from RefSeq and is a predicted model, not a curated record.